Molecule: messenger RNA, 1488 nt
Organism: Aureobasidium subglaciale EXF-2481
Lineage: Eukaryota; Fungi; Ascomycota; Dothideomycetes; Dothideales; Saccotheciaceae
Exons: 5
Coding region: 1-1488 (495 amino acids)
Biological process (GO): transmembrane transport
Cellular component (GO): membrane
Molecular function (GO): transmembrane transporter activity
Source: RefSeq, a predicted model, not a curated record
AUGGCUACUAUCGAGAAGGAUGGUCUCGCCGAUGUCAAACUCGAAUACACAGAAGACCUUGAAAAGACGAACACCACCUGGGAUGAUAGACCAACUGUCGAUCCCGAACUGGAUAGACGCAUCACACGGAAGUUCGACACCCAUGUUGUUCCAUGGUUAUUCGGUCUCUGGCUGUUGGCCUUUAUCGAUCGUAGUAACAUCGGAAAUGCCAAAAUCGACGGUCUUGUCACAGACCUCAAACUUACUGGCAACAAGUUCAACAUAGCACUCGCCGUGUUCUAUGUUCCUUACAUAUGCGUAGAUGUGCCUAGUAAUCUAAUUUUGAAGUACAUGCGAGCUGGCUACUACCUACCCUCCCUCAUCAUCGGAUGGGGCCUGGUAGGAAUGUGUAUGGGCUUCGUAAAGAGCUACACUGGACUUAUAGUCACCCGCUUCUUCCUUGGCCUGAUGGAAGGCGGCCUUCUGGGCGGAAUGAUCAUAUACCUUGCAAUGUUCUACAGGCGUCACCAGCUGAUGUUCAGGAUUGGUCUUUUCUACGUAGCGGCUCCAUUAAGUGGAGCUUUCGGUGGAUUACUAGCUACUGGUCUUGCUAAGAUACACACUGGUGGGUAUAACGGAUGGCCUUUCAUCUUCUUCAUUGAGGGAGGCAUCACGGUCCUUUUCGGCAUUCUCACCAUAUUUUUCCUGCCACACACGCCUGCCGAGUCAAAGUUCUUGACUGAAGAGGAAAAGGCCGGUGCUGCUCUCCGUAUGCAUUUGGACUCACAUGGCUCUGAUACCGCAGAGGAUGUGAGGAACGAGAAAUUCAACUGGCACUGGGUCCGAAUGGCAUUCCUGAACUGGAAUACUAUCCUCCUCUCGUUGAACUUCUUCGCCAUCAUCACGCCCAUCUACUCGUAUUCGUUAUUCUUGCCCACUAUUAUUAAGAGUCUCGGCUACAAGGCUGUCCACGCUCAACUGCUUACGGUCCCGCCCAAUAUUGGCGCAGCCUGCAGCGUCUUGCUUGUCACAUGGCUAUCCGAUAAAUACCGUAUGAGAGGACCUUUCAUGUUGGCUGGAUGCACUGUCGCAGUGGGCGGAUAUAUCAUGCUCAUUUCCAGCAACCACCACAUGAUCCAGUACGGCGGUACCUUCCUGGUCGCUGCGGGAGUAUUCCCUUGCAGUCCUCUGGUCAUGGGAUGGUUGGCCAACAACCUUGCUCCCCACUAUGUUCGUGCAACCGGAACGGGUGCUCAGAUCAUGAUUGCAAAUUGCGCUGCUUUCAUUGCAACCUUUACAUACCUUCCCGCAGAUGCUCCCCGAUUCAUCACCGGUCAUGCUAUCAAUAUUGGCACGCUGUGCUUGUCACUGAUUAUCACUUCUUGGUUGCUGAUCUACGUUAGCUGGGAGAACAAGAAGAGAGCCAAGGGUGGUCGCGACUAUAGACUUACAGAUGGCGAUGAGUCGAUGCUUGGUUACAAGCAUCCUUCGUUCCGUUACACCCUCUAG